AUGGCACAGUUUGAGUUGGGCAGAGAGUGGCUUGUUAGCGGGCUCGUCGCGCUUCUUGCUGUAGCGGUAGCUGUUGCGCAGAAGGACGGACAGAGUUAUGUCUUGUCUGAAUCUCAGAGAUGCCUAGUUGAAGCUCCUGACCGGAUCGCUUGCGGUGAACCGAACAUUGACGACGCUGAGUGUGCUGCCAUGGAUUGCUGCUUUGACGGGCAGCAGUGCUACUACGGAAUGGACGUGACGGUCCACUGCACGAGGGACGGUCAGUUCGUGGUCGUGGUGGCCCGGGAUUCCACUUUGCCUCCGCUGAGUCUCGACUCCGUCAGCCUGCUGGAAGGAGACAAUGUGCCAGCCUGUGCUCCUGUUGGCAUCACGGCAGCCUUCGCAGUCUUCCAGUUCCCGGUCACUGCUUGCGGGACUACAGUGAACGAGGAAGGUGGCUACGUGGUGUAUGGGAACAAGAUGGUGUCGUCCUAUGAGGUUGGGGUCGGACCCUUUGGCUCCAUCACAAGGGACAGUCACUAUGAACUGUUCUUCCAGUGCCGGUAUCUGGGCAGCGAUGUGGUUUCCCUGGUGGCUGAUGUGAACACGCUUGCCCCGCCCUCCCCAGUAGAUGAUGAAGGACCCCUCCGAGUGGAGCUCAGACUGGCUAGUGGACAAUGCGCCACAAAGGGAUGCAGUGACGCAAAUGCGUACGAGUCCUACUACGGUGAGGCUGACUACCCUGUGACCAAGGUCUUGCGGCAGCCUGUGUAUGUGGAAGUGCGUAUCUUGGAGAGGACCGAUCCCAACAUCGUCCUGAUGCUGGAACACUGCUGGGCAACUUCCAGCCCCAGCCCCCUCAGCCUGCCCCAGUGGAGCCUUCUGGUUAAUGGGUGUCCCUACCAAGACGACCGCUACCUAACCACCUUGGUCCCUGUGGACAGCUCCUCUGGCCUUCCGAACCCCACCCACUACAAGCGGUUUGUCGUCAAGAUGUUCACUUUUGUGGAUGCCGCUUCCCUGGCCCCCCUGAUGGAGAGGGUGUUCAUCCACUGCAGUACAGCUGUGUGCUACCCAUCCGCUACCGACAGCUGUCAGCAGAGCUGCGGCAGGCAAAGGAGAGCUGCUCCUGAUGCACGGGACUCCAAGGACACGGUUAUGGUUUCCAGUGGUGAGCUGAUCCUGACCGACUCGGAGCGCUCGGUUUCUGACAUGAGGGUUUCUGAAGUGCCCCAGCUCCUCAACUAUGCCCUGCUGGGAGUGGCUGCCUCGGUUGUGCUUUCGGUCUUUGCCCUGGUGCUAGCUGUCGUGUGGAGAACAAGACCUCAGCUGGAGACCAUGAAAUUGUGA
This is a messenger RNA of Megalops cyprinoides (Indo-Pacific tarpon), 1329 nucleotides long. Its product is annotated as zona pellucida sperm-binding protein 4-like. Lineage: Eukaryota; Metazoa; Chordata; Actinopteri; Elopiformes; Megalopidae. Gene Ontology annotation, cellular component: egg coat. The transcript is spliced from 9 exons. The record is from RefSeq and is a predicted model, not a curated record. Gene Ontology annotation, biological process: prevention of polyspermy; binding of sperm to zona pellucida. The coding region runs from base 1 to 1329 and encodes 442 amino acids. Gene Ontology annotation, molecular function: acrosin binding; structural constituent of egg coat.